CAAUAACACCUUGCUCAACGAAAGCGUCGAUUAAUUAAGUAAUCAGUUGACAGAAUUUCGAAAGGCAUGAGAUGAAAAAAAUAAUAUAAUUUGGUGGGAAAUUCUGUAGUGAUUGGAUGAUCUGAAGAUAUCAGAAAUAGAUAAAAAGUCAUAUAUAUGCAGUCCAUAUAUUUCUUUGCAACCUAAACAAUUGGAAAGUUUACUUGUGUAAAUCACAGGCAUGGCUAACCAACCAGGAGGGUUUAAUUUUGGAGGUCCUUCUGCAACAUCAUCACCAUUUACACUAAACAAAUCUGCAACAGCGCCUGCUGCCGCUGGUGGCUUUAGCUUUGGUGCUGCACCUGCAGCAGGAGGACAACCAACAGCCACACAACCAGCAGCAGGUGGAUUGAGCUUUGGUGGCACAGCUAAUACAGGCACAGGUGGGUUUAACUUGGGAGGCAAUCUGGCAGCAACCUCAGCUCCAACUGGAGGUUUUGGUUUUGGAGGUGGCACUCAGCCUGCUAGUACUUCAACUGGUUUCACUUUAGGAGGUAUACCUGCUGCCACCAAUGCUACAGCAGGGCCCACACUGACUGGGUUACUGUCUGGUCCUCCACCUGGAAGUACAGGAGCCUUAGGACUAGGUGGUGUGGCCCCUAAACCUGCAGCUACAGGUGUAUCAUUUGGACAGACAACAUUACUAGGGGGAGCAACAUCUGCUCCAGCAACUGGAUUAUCAUUUGGAGCAACAACUCAACCUGCAACCGGUUCAUCAAUGGGUGGGUUAGCUAAGACCACCACAGGUCCCACAUUAGGUGGACUCACACAAGCAAAGCCUGGUUUCAGUCUUGGAGGUGCAAUAAGUCAGCCAGCUGCAGGACUUGGUGGGACCCCACAAGCAUCCACUGGAUUUGGACUUGGUGGGACAUCACAACCAUCUGCUCAAGGGUUUGGGCUAGGUGGAACCACACAGACAGCCGCUGCUGGAUUUGGACUUGGAGCGAAACCAGCUUUACAAAGUGGUCUCACAAUGGGUGCUGCUGGAAUCAAUAUUGGACAAGCUACAAGUACUGGAUCUAGUAUAUUUGGACAGACUGCUGCCAAACCACAAGUUACAGGUCUGGGAGGUGUUGAUCCAAAGACUUCAGCGGUUACAUCUGGUGGAACAACAACAGAUACAAAGCCAGGGGAUGGCAAAACACUUAAAGCAUCACAGCUGCCUCCAGAAAUAUAUGGAACUGUUGAUGAAUUUCAGAAGUAUACUAAAUCAGAGAAGAAUGUACAAGAUGACUUAGCCAGAUCUACCUCCAAACCUCUAUACAAAGUACAGGAAGAUGUGGUCGCUUUAAGACAACUGUUAUCUGUAGUGUCCAAUGGUAUACAGAGAAAUGCUCUCGUAGUCCAAAAGUUAAAACAUGAGAUGACUCAGGAAUUGAAAAAUGCUGAGAUGUCAAUGAGAACCAAAGAUAUUCCACCAGGACUACAGUAUGACAACACAGCUCCUGCAGAAUACUUCCACCGUUUGGUAGAGGAUUUUGAGAAUCAGAUGUUAUCAUACCGACAGCAGAUAGAAACAUUAGAAGAACAUCUAGCAUCUACACAUCAGCCAAAUAAACUUACACCAGAUGAUUUAAUUCUGUUGCUGAGGAAACUUCAUGAGACAUUUAUAGCAUUAGCUGCUCAAUUACAUCAAGUACAUGAAGCUGUUAAGACACAAAAAGAGCACUAUUUAAACUACAGAAAGAUUUUCCUCCACGAUACAAAUAACAUAUUUGAGCCAGAAAAGAAACAGCAACCCCAGACAAGACAAGACACAUCCACACAUCUUGGUCCUACACCAUUUGGUGGUCUGACUAAUGCUGCUGCAGUUGCCAUGGCAUCAGCUUUAACUAGAUCACAACAACCUGCAGGACCACCUGUGGCAGGCCUGGCAGGUAAUCUUGGUCAAACAGCUGGAUUUGGUUCUACAGGGUUAUUUGGUGGAGGAACAACACAGCCUGCAGCUUUUGGAGCCACAACAGCAACCCAGCCAGGGAUAGGAGGUUUUGGUGGAUUUGGCACCACUACUACACAACCUGCUGGUUUUCAAGGUUUUGGCAGUGGUUUUGGAACAACAACCACCACCCAGUCAACAGGCUUUGGGGCUGGGUUUGGUGCAACAGGAGGGACAGCCACUGUUCGGCCAUUAGGGUUUGGAACAGCAACAACAGCUGCAUCAGGUUUUGGAGGUCAAAGUACAUUUGGUCAAACUGGUUCCCUGUUUGGUACAGCCCCUGCUGCUGCACCUGCCUUUGGGUCAAAUGGAGAACCUUUCCAGCUCAACAAGCCCCCUACAUCAAAGAAAAAGAGAUGAUCAAUAUGAGUAGGCAUCUUAAUGAUGUCUGAGUUAUGAUUUUAAACUGAAACAUGUAAAUUAUUAGAGAUUACAAUUAAAAGUCUAUUUUGAUAUACAAACAUUUUGUUUAUAUUUUUAAAUAUCUUUUAAUCAGUUAUUAUUAGGGCUAUUCCAGAAAAAA
This is a messenger RNA of Mytilus trossulus (common blue mussel), 2498 nucleotides long. RefSeq names its product nucleoporin p58/p45-like. Gene Ontology annotation, cellular component: nuclear pore. The record is from RefSeq and is a predicted model, not a curated record. Lineage: Eukaryota; Metazoa; Mollusca; Bivalvia; Mytilida; Mytilidae. The transcript is spliced from 18 exons. Gene Ontology annotation, biological process: nucleocytoplasmic transport. Gene Ontology annotation, molecular function: structural constituent of nuclear pore. The coding region runs from base 221 to 2335 and encodes 704 amino acids.